Messenger RNA from Rangifer tarandus platyrhynchus (Svalbard reindeer), 393 nucleotides. Lineage: Eukaryota; Metazoa; Chordata; Mammalia; Artiodactyla; Cervidae. The record is from the annotation of a GenBank genome assembly.
AUGACAGGAUGCUUCUCACAGCUUUUUAUUUGGUGUCGUCUUACGUUGUACGACUUUAAAAUAAAAAUAAAAAAUUUUAAAAAGGAAUUUAAAGAAAAAAAAAAGACUUCUGUCGUAAAGAAACCUAUUUUCAGAACGCAGAUCCGCUACUUCAGAGCUCUGGGAUUGAACAGUGUUGUUUCCCCCUCCGGCCAUCGUCGUGGACUCUUGUCGACUGUCCCUUUCGUCGAGGUGACGAGUUGUGGUCACUGUCUUGCACACGCGGACGCGCUCUCAGGAAAACCAGGGUUCCCGAGGGACAGCUCCACACCAUUUCAUGUAUUUUGUCACCCAACUCCUAGCACUGAAGAUGUUAUUAAAAAAAUAAUAAUAAAAAAUAAAGGAAAAAAAUAA